AAAAACCUUUGUCACUCUGAUUCCUCUGCUAGGGCCUCGUAUGGGUCGUAUGGCCAAGAGAGUAGUUUCACGGGCCGAAGAGAUAGUAUACAUGUUCGUGCACCAUCACCACGACAUAUAAAUCGACUCAUCCUUCUCGCUAUCUUCUUAAUCCUUCAUUCAGAACAAACCAAUCACUAAUCAAAGACCGCACUACAACACCACAUCUCUCAAACAACAAGACAAGACCAUCAAGAUGCACUUCUCCGCCCUCCUCGCCGCCGGCGCCGCAACCCUCGCAGCCGCAGCUCCAGCAGCCCAGCAAGGCACCACAACCUCCACCGAAGGCGGCCCAGGUGCCUUCGAAGUCUCCCGCUUCCACUACGUAUGCGCCAUCGGCGAGCCACAAUACUGCCGCUGGUCCUUCGACCUCGCCGUCUCCGGCUCCGCACCAAACCACCCAGCGCUCCCAGGCCCAUACUACUGCGAGGGUUCCUCCAACAACACCUUCUUCACGCCAUGCAGCUCCGUCAGCGCGACUCAGGAAUUGCUCGCAUACAUCCCAGAUGACAAUGUCUUGCAAUUGCAGUACACUGCGCUCAACUACAACAAUGGUGUUACGUAUGCGUACUUUGGAGAGUACCAGACUCAGCCCAACAACCCUUACCAGGCUACCAACUUUACGGUUGCUGAGUCCGCUGUUAAGGAGUACUAGGUCAUUGAUGGGACCUUGGGAUGUGGAGACGGAGGGAUAUAUUUAAUGCAGGAGAUUGAUCGAAAGGACAAUGUCUGUGGAUAAGAAGGAUAACAGAAGAAAGAGACAGAGACAAAAGCGCCCUGCAGAACUGCAUAUGUAUGUACGAUUAUGUGGUUAAUGUUGGAUAAUCUGUAACAUGUAAAUAUGACUUUACCUGCAUUGCGAAGCGAAGGAACGAAUUGAAGAUUUCCUCGAGGACAGCAACCG
Molecule: messenger RNA, 943 nt
Organism: Cercospora beticola
Lineage: Eukaryota; Fungi; Ascomycota; Dothideomycetes; Mycosphaerellales; Mycosphaerellaceae
Source: RefSeq, a predicted model, not a curated record